AACCCAAUCUGCUUGACUCAGCUUGUCUGCCACACUGCAGAGAGGGAUGGGAACCGAGAUGGGGUGCAUUCUCCACAGGGAUGGACAAGAGGAACCUAGAUAAUAAUCGACUAAGUUGUUCUUAAAGACCCGACUGAAGCCACACAGUAGACCUGUUAAGGACAUGUUACCCACCUGACUUUUGUAGGCAUGUGAACUUCUCUGACCUCUGUGAGGUACUCUCUCCCCAGACAUGCACAGUGUGUGGCCCAGCUGGGGGCAGGAGCAGAAGCUGGAGGACAGGGAAGCAGCUUGGGCCCCUGCUAAACCUUUUGGAAGCAUGAUGUCUUUCCAUCCACACACAACGCUCUGCUGUGCAGAUAAGGACCCCGAGGGCAAGGAGCUGUCUGAGCUUGUCCAGGUGACCAGAGCCUCCGGGGUCAGGCGAUCAGGCGGCCAGGUCGCGGGUGGCGGGGCUGGGCCCCUUCGGGCUAGUCCGCCUCCUCCGGCUGCAGGCCCGGCGGGAAGAAUGCAGCCUCUGUGCCCGGCGGCGCCCACCAGCCCAGGAGCUGCUUGUUUUCUUGAAGAGGUUAAGUCACCUCCUGAGCAGCGUCGGCGGCUCGGCGGAAGCCCGGCCACUGAAAGGGGCUUUGUGUGCCGGCUGCGGAGGGCCCGGGAGAGCCAGGGCCCAGCCAGGGGGGCAGCCGCGGUCCAGCCCACCUGCGCCGCCCCAGACCGGGCCGGGGAGGGGACACUUGUGCCCCCAGCCCUCGCUGCCUUCUGCUUGGCGGUGACCCUCAUCCCCAGGAGGCGAGAGACUGGUGCCUGCAAUGUGGCCCCCAACCAGGAGCGGCCGCAGCGCCCCGGAAGGUGUGAAAACUGCCCACGCGCUCAGAAAACUGGGCUCAGAGCCCAUUUGCGAUUCAACAAGCCUUGUAGGUGAUGAUGAUGAUGGUGAUGCCUGUGGAGGCCUGGGAACCACUGCUCUAUAGUCUGAUCUGGAAAUACUCUGGCCAAAAAACCCAGUGCUUUUAAGCCCCUUUCUCGCAGAAACUUGGAAAUGAAAUUCGUGCAUUAGAGAGUGAUGGAGAAAAGGCAAAGGCUUGUACAGGAAAACUCAUUCUAAAAACAGCAGUCUCUUUGAAGGUCUACACACCCGUCCUAGAGUGUGUGGAACUUAGCUCCGUAUUCAUCCACUACAGAAAAUAAGCUUUUCCCUUGACCGUAAUACGGGCUUUGGAGUCUACAGGAGGUCACGUAUGCCUCUUUACAGGAAAAUAUUCUCCAGAACUUACCUCCCAGAGACAUCCUAAAAUGUCUCCAGGCCAAGGAUCUUGUCUUUCUUCAUUUGGAUCUUCACUUGUGUACUGUGGAACACUGUGGAAUUAGGAGCUGCGGGUUCACUACCAGAUGUUUUACAAGUCAGGUGCAUCUAAUCCAUUGAUUUGAGGCUUCUCAGGAACACCUGAAAAUUAAGCAAAUAAAUAAGGUGGACAACACUCCACACAGA
This is a messenger RNA of Leptonychotes weddellii (Weddell seal), 1489 nucleotides long. The record is from RefSeq and is a predicted model, not a curated record. NCBI's taxonomy places the organism in Eukaryota, Metazoa, Chordata, Mammalia, Carnivora, Phocidae.